Strongylus vulgaris is the source of this 255-nucleotide messenger RNA. The record is from the annotation of a GenBank genome assembly. NCBI's taxonomy places the organism in Eukaryota, Metazoa, Nematoda, Chromadorea, Rhabditida, Strongylidae.
AUGCGGCUGCGACCUUCGCAAGAUGAGGGUUGCAUUGGAUCUGGAAGGGAAAAAAGAAUCGUAAAGGGGCAUGGUGUUCCUGACUUGCGAUGGAACGAUCAGUUGGCUGCACAAGCGCAGGCAUGGGCUGAGCGAGUGGCCCGGCAGGCUCACAUAUCCUAUAAAGAACUUAGUGGAAUUGGAGAGAACAUCACCUUUUUCCCUCGAGAUUUGGACCCUGAAGCAAGUUUGUGUCUACAUUUCUCUGGAUAUUGA